AUUAUAUAUAAAAGUCCUAAUUAUAAAAUCUUAUUAGUUAUUAUAUUUUUACGACUGGAAAUGUGUUUUCAUAAAACCAACACCCUCUUUUAAAAAAACAUUUAAAAAGCGGAGGUCUCUUGUAAUCUUUUUAUUAUUCCUCAAAUGCCUCACGAGGACACGCCUCCUCUGCGUAAACCCGUGACGCCAUCCCGUCGCUCUCUCCGCGCCUCGUGAUUGGCUGUUGGGACACCAACUGCCGGGGUGAGAGAGGGGGCGGGGUGUUGCCGUGGGUUGGGGGAAACAGAAGAGUCGUGUCAAACAAACCGUCCUCUUCCUCGCGGGUCUCGCGCGCCUCUUCCUCCCGCCUCGGCUUCACCUCACACGGUCGCACGCGCCGGUCCCCCCCAGACGCCGCCAUGGGCUGCUUCUUCUCCAAGAAGUGCAAGUGGAAGUCCUCCGAGAGGGAGGAGCGCGCGCCCACCUCGACGACGGGGGAAACCGCGACGGCAACGGGCAACGCGGGUCCCCUUGGCAACAGCAGCGAGGAGGCGCCGAAGCAGUACAGCUGGGACACGAGGGAGAAGGUGGACCCUAAGGACUACAUGCUGUCAGGGCUGCGCGGCGUGACGGCGGGCCGGCUGCCCGGCGCGCUGCGCGGCCAGCAGUUCGUGAUCCAGGACUGCGAGGACUGCGACAUCUACGUGUUCGACCACUCGGCCGCCGUCACCGUGGACGACUGCUCGCGCUGCCGCGUGUUCCUCGGCCCGGCCCGCGGCAGCGUGUUCUUCCGCAACUGCCGCGACGUCAAGUGCGCGGUGGCGUGCCAGCAGUUCCGCACGCGGGACUGCAAGAAGAUGGAGGUGUUCCUGAGCUGCGCCACGCAGCCCGUCAUCGAGUCCUCGGCCGGCGUGAAGUUCGGCUGCUUCCAGUACUUCUACCCCGAGCUGGCCUUCCACUUCAAGGACGCCGGCCUGAGCGUCUUCAACAACAACUGGAGCAACGUGCACGACUUCACGCCGGUGGCCGGCGAGAACAACUGGAGCCUCCUGCCGGAGGGCGCGGCCGUGCUGGACUCGGUGCCCACGCCGGACCCCGGCUCCGAGUUCAAGGGGGUGCGCGUCUCCGCCGACCCUGAACGCAGCAUCGUGCCUCUGACCAAGGGCGGCCGGAGGAAGGCCAGCGAGGAGUCCUGCCUCUUCGUCUUCUUCGCCGGAGAAUACGCCACCGCCAACGCCCGCAAACUGAUCGACGAGACCUCGGCUCGGGGCUUUGUUCUGAUCCAGACCAAGGAGGUCUCCAUGAGGCCCGACGACGUGAGCCGGGUGUUCCAGACCAGUGCAGAGGACCUGGUGGACUGCGUCACUAAAGGAGCCGUCAUCGCUCUGGAGCUGAGUGGAGACGGCGUGGUGGAGGCCUGCAGGAGCAUCGCCAGAGACGUGUUCAGUGGCACGAAGGUCACGACCUCCUCUUUGAUCAACAACAACAACAACAACGACAACAAGCAGCCUCACACAGGAUGUCUUCCUUUGUUCCAGGUCUUCGUCUCCGAUAACAAGAACACUUCCUCCAGAGACAUCGACAGCUUCUUCAACUUCGCCGACAUGCAGAUGGGCCUGUGAGCGGCCGGGUUGCCCCUGAACGCCUCCUCCCUGUCCUGGUUGCCCCUGAACGCCUUCUCCCUGUCCUGUUGCCCCUGAACGCCUCCUCCCUGUCCUGUUGCCCCUGAACGCCUCCUCGCUGUCCUGGUUGCCCCUGAACGCCUCCUCCCUGUCCUGGUUGCACCUGAACGCCUCCUCGCUGUCCUGGUUGCCCCUGAACGCCUCCUCCCUGUCCUGGUUGCACCUGAACGCCUCCUCGCUGUCCUGGCUGCCCCUGAACACCUCAUCACACGAGCAGCCUGUUUUUAAAUUCGCCAAAAAAAGAAGUUACGCAAUGAUGAAUGUUCAGGACCAGGUCUUGAUGAAGAACCCCCCCCCCCACACACACACACACACACACACACAAUCAUAAUCAUCUAGCAUCGUCGCUGAGUGCUGUGAAUAUUUAUAUCUCUUAUGAAUGUACCUGGUUGCUUUAUGGAUUGUGAAUGUAGAUCUUUUGCUGUAAAUGUAAAAUUUCUUUUAAUAUAAAGUUUUUUUUUCUAAACUGUGUGUGUGUGUGUGUGUGUGUGCGCGCCAACUCAUUGAUCUUCAUUUUGUAAAACGUGUUUUAUACUCUGCUGAAUGUUCUAUAUAUGGACACAAAUUCAUGUUCUUUAUUAUUUUGUCUUUGGGGAAAAGUUUUAAUGAAGUCUUUGUGUUAAAAGGCUUUUCCACAAUAAUCCUUAGUUUAGUUUCUCUUAGCAGAAACUCAGAUUUAAAGGGCCAGUACCAUGUCCUGAGUGUGCUGGUGUGAUAGGGGAGCGGUCCCUUUAGGAGGGACUGGUGCUGAGCUGCUGAGAUGACUUCAUUAUCCCCCGUUAUGUUGCAUUGUGUACAUGUUUUGCUCUGUGUUUUAAGCAACAAGUGGAACCGAAUCUCAAAGUUGUUUUAGUUUAGCGAUGUUUCCCCUCAGAGGAAUAGACAGCGGGACGUCCUAUGAUGUACUUUUUGUAUUUGUACACUUUUUGUACUCGAGCACCGUUUUCUUGUCUGACUUCCUGUCCUCAGAAGACAGACGCAUUAAAGCUGGAGAACGCCGAGCAGCUCGUCAGGACUCUA
This is a messenger RNA of Pseudoliparis swirei, 2681 nucleotides long. RefSeq names its product protein XRP2-like. The coding region runs from base 399 to 1601 and encodes 400 amino acids. The transcript has 4 exons. Gene Ontology annotation, biological process: post-Golgi vesicle-mediated transport. Gene Ontology annotation, molecular function: GTPase activator activity. Gene Ontology annotation, cellular component: cilium; periciliary membrane compartment. Lineage: Eukaryota; Metazoa; Chordata; Actinopteri; Perciformes; Liparidae. The record is from RefSeq and is a predicted model, not a curated record.